This is a messenger RNA of Aspergillus uvarum CBS 121591, 516 nucleotides long. RefSeq lists its product as uncharacterized. NCBI's taxonomy places the organism in Eukaryota, Fungi, Ascomycota, Eurotiomycetes, Eurotiales, Aspergillaceae. The record is from RefSeq and is a predicted model, not a curated record. The coding region runs from base 101 to 397 and encodes 98 amino acids. The transcript has a single exon.
AGAGUGGGCGGAGCUUUUAUGUUGAGGGGAUCGACGUGUCUUCGAUGUGAAAACUUGUUCGUAUCUGGCGGGAGAAGCGGGUGAAAGCAUCUGUCAACUAAUGCAUCCCAGUAAGAGAGUGGGUCCUUGCCCAUCUUGUAAAUCACCAAGCAUUCCUGGACUUUACAUUGCUGGUCAGCAUUGCACUUCGCUGGUCUCCUCGUUUGCUGCGACGGAGACUGGAUUUGACAGGUUUCAUUUGUUGUCUGAAACAAUGACUACGGAGACAUGGCAUAGCCUCGUAACCAGUAGUAAAAAGGGAAGGGCUUUUUCCUGUGACGUGAUCUGUAAACGUCGAAGAAGCAAUGACUCUCGAAAAAUAGCGCAUCUUCGAAGACGAAGGACUGAUCAAGGAUGAUUUUUGUUCGGCAUUGGGUGAGAUAUCGAUGGGACCUACCGUACCGCGCUCGGACAGACUUGGAAUUUUGAUAAAUCGUCUCAAACCAUGCAAAGUGAUUGAUUACUAUGGUAUGAUCU